Molecule: messenger RNA, 1040 nt
Organism: Etheostoma spectabile (orangethroat darter)
Lineage: Eukaryota; Metazoa; Chordata; Actinopteri; Perciformes; Percidae
Gene: crcp
Product: calcitonin gene-related peptide-receptor component protein
Exons: 6
Coding region: 61-504 (147 amino acids)
Biological process (GO): transcription initiation at RNA polymerase III promoter
Cellular component (GO): RNA polymerase III complex
Molecular function (GO): nucleotide binding
Source: RefSeq, a predicted model, not a curated record
CUGUUUACAUUUUCUACACGGACACUAUUCCACCGGACCAAAGCUAAGUUGUCUGGCGAAAUGGAAGUGAAAAACACUAACGCUGCUAUGCUCAGUAACUAUGAGGUGUUCAAACUCCUGACAGACCUGAAGGAACAGAGGAAGGACAGCGGGAAGAGCAAACACAGCACCGGGCAGCAGAACCUCAACACCAUCAUGUAUGAGACGCUGAAGUACCUGUCAAAGACGCCCUGCAGCAGGCAGACUCCAGAGAUCGUCAAAGAGUUCCUGACCACCAUGAUGCCUCACAAGCUCACAAAGGCAGAAAAACUGCAGCUAUUGAACCACCGGCCACAGACAGCAGUGGAAAUUCAGCUAAUGGUGGAGGAGAGUGAAGAGCGGUUAUCAGAGGAGCAGAUUGAAGAGCUCAUCCACACGGUGGCAGACGUCCUGCCUGGUGACCCGGAGCAGGAGAACGCAGCUCCAGCAGAUGCAGAAAUGGAUGAAGCAGGUGAACAGUCAUGACAAAGUGACAGGCCAGAGAUGACCCAUGGGUGGAGAACUGGUGUGAAGGCUAAAAUUAUUACAGAACUGGACUGGUUGCUUUUACUUUCCCCAUUUAGCAUCACUGUUUGAACUGAACUGCAUGCUGACAGAAAGGAUGCAUAAUGGCUGCCUGGCUUUGGCUAAAUGGACCUUAUCACAUUUUAUGCCUCAUUAAAUGUAUUGUGUUAAGAGGAAUCAUUCAAUGAAUGGAAGAAGAUUGUUUGUGAUCUGCGAACAUACGACUCAAAUACGCACACACGUUCAUAAGUACAGGUUUUUGAACAGUGGUUCAAGAGAUGUCUUGUUUUGCAUCUGACUGGUCAAAUUUGUAUUUUACAUCAGAUAAUGUUUAUGCGGAGACAGUCUGCUAUUAACCCGGUAUAUUUUUGCUUUCUGACUCAAUGUUAUUUGUCAGUUUCAACUGUGGUGCAUAGGAACAAGGGUUUUUGCUGCUGUAUGAUUUCCCAAGCUGUAAUAUAAGUCAGUCAUGCAAUUAAACUUUGGUACAGCACUAA